UGGCGGCGCGGGGGGCGCGGGGCUCCGUCCCCGCCCGAGCGCGGCGCCGCUGCCGGAGGAUGAGCUGCGGCCGGCCCAAGGACAUGGAAGCCGCCGCUGCCGCCUCUGCUCACUUCAGCUUCUGCCGCAGCCUCCUGGAGCACACGGUGUCGGCCGAGAACCUGAGCUACCGCCUGCAGCGCACCGCGGGCAGCAGCCUCACCUGGCAUGACGGCCGCAGCCAGCGCCCCGACGGCAGCCGCACCGUCAAGCUCCUGCGGCAGCCGGGCACCGAGGGCUCGCAGGUCCGUGGCUGUGACCACUAUGGCAUCUACCACACCAGCCCCACGCUGGGCAGCCUGGUCAAGCCAGUGGUGCUGUGGACCCAGCAGGAUGUGUGCAAAUGGCUGAAGAAGCACUGCCCACACAACUAUCUCAUCUACGUCGAGGCGUUCUCCCACCACGCCAUCACAGGCCGGGCGCUGCUGCGGCUGAACGGGGAGAAGCUGCAGCGCAUGGGGAUCGCGCUGGAGACGCAGCGCCAGGAGCUGCUGCAGCAGGUCCUGCAGCUCCAGGUGCGCGAGGAGGUCCGGAACCUGCAGCUGCUCAGCCAAGCUUCUUUUGGAAAUGUCUCCUAGCUGAUCCGUCUGUUUGGCAGAUUGCACCAACACUGUGAACCGAGCUCCGCUGGGAUGGGCUGUGCAUCGCCGAUACGAGACCUGAGCCACACACUUGGAAUAAGAAGAGACAGCUUCCCAGACACUCCAGGGCUCCUCUCCUGCUUCUUCCUUCUCUUUC
Messenger RNA from Onychostruthus taczanowskii (white-rumped snowfinch), 777 nucleotides. RefSeq names its product sterile alpha motif domain containing 10 (gene SAMD10). Bases 60 to 617 code for a protein of 185 amino acids. Gene Ontology annotation, molecular function: protein binding. NCBI's taxonomy places the organism in Eukaryota, Metazoa, Chordata, Aves, Passeriformes, Passeridae. The record is from RefSeq and is a predicted model, not a curated record. Gene Ontology annotation, cellular component: cytoplasmic side of plasma membrane. Gene Ontology annotation, biological process: cell surface receptor protein tyrosine kinase signaling pathway. The transcript is spliced from 5 exons.